UGGUCAGUCAGUCCUCUGCUGUAAACAGACGGUGUUCAGGGACACAGCUCAACUCCGGCUGGAUCCGACCAGAACCUGGACAGACGACCAGAAACAACGAUGCACUAAGUGGGCAUCAUCAGGCAAAAAGGAGGGACCACUACAACCACUGCAUUUCCGUCAAAGUCAGACGACAAGUGCAUAGGUCCUCUUCCGUGUCCACAAUGACCACCCUCAAGGACGGUGACAUGAACACCUUCGGCCCAGAGCUGCCGGCCAUGUUUGAUGGCAUAAGGUUGGCAGCCGUGGCAACUGUCCUCUACAUCAUUGUGCGCUGUCUGAACCUGAAGAGUACCACGGCAUCACCGGAGAUCAUCUACCAGGAUACACUGCUGAGCCGCUACCUGUUCAAAACCUGCCCAAUGCUGACCAAAGAAUACAUUCCUCCCUUACUGUGGGGUAAGAGCGGACAUCUCCAGACGGCCCUGUAUGGCAAGAUGGGGCGUAUCAACACUCCAAAGCCCUGCGGGGUCCGCAAGUUCCUCCCAAUGCAGGACGGGGCCACAGCGUCCUUUGACCUCUUUGAAGCUCGUGGAGACCACAGCACAGGAGAUGACAUCACCAUGGUAAUCUGCCCUGGGAUUGGUAACCAUAGCGAGAAGAACUACAUACGGACCUUUGUGGAUUACUCCCAGCGGCAGGGUUACCGCUGCGCCGUCCUCAACCACCUGGGAGCCCUGCCCGACAUGGAGCUCACCUCGCCUCGCAUGUUCACCUACGGUUGUACCUGGGAGUAUGCGGCCAUGGUGGGCUACAUCAAACGAGCUUUUCCUGAGACGCUGCUGGUGGUCGUGGGCUUCAGUCUGGGGGGAAACAUCGUCUGUAAGUUCCUGGGUGAGAACCAAUCCAACCAGGACAGAGUGCUCUGCUGCGUCACCGUCUGUCAGGGUUACAGCGCCCUCAGGGCCCAGGAAACAUUCCUUCAGUGGGAUCAGUGCCGGAGGCUCUACAACUUUGUGUUGGCGGGCAACAUGAAGAAGCUCAUCCUGUCGCACAGGAGCAGUUUGCUUGGCCUGAGCUCCAGCAACAUUGGCGACGCCGACCUGGGCAGACUGUACGCGGCCACGUCUCUGAUGCAGAUCGACGACAGCAUCAUGAGGAAAUUCCACGGCUACAGCUCCUUAAAGGAGUACUACGAGAAGGAGAGCUGUGUGCACUACAUCCACAAAGUCACUGUGCCGCUCCUCCUGGUGAACUCCUCAGACGACCCGCUCGUCCAUCAGUCGCUACUGGAUAUUCCACGCACACUCGCAGAAAAGAUGCCCAAUGUGGUAUUCGCCCUGACUCAACACGGAGGCCACCUGGGCUUCUUUGAGGGAGCCGUGCUGUUCCCUCAACCCCUCACCUGGAUGGACAAGGUCAUAGUGGAGUACACCAACGCCAUCUGCCACUGGGAGAAGAACCUGCCGGCCUGCCAGAGGAGCGGCAACCGGGACUCGAACUCCUGCCUGCAGAGCACAGGGGUAACACUCAGUGGGUAACGAACUGUACAGAGAAGCAAGGAGACAAAACAAAAGCCCAAACCUACAAAAGCAUCUGUGCGCUUCUUGUAUUUGCUCCACUUCUGUACUAAUGGGAAAUGUAGGAAGUCCCAAACUGGAUUAGAAAAAGGCGGAGUUAAAGUGGAUACACCAAGUUGUAAACGGAAACUCUCAUAAGAUACCUGAAAAUGUAACAUGACCCCCCAUGGUGAAUUAGUCCUUCCUCUUGUUCCCAGUUAACCCCCAGCGUAACACGAGUUCACCCUCGGCUGGUUUUGGCAGCUGCUGCUUCUUGAGUCUGCAAAGCAGGAGGAUGAAUUAGUGGAGGGACGAGCGCACUGCAACCAGAGGAGGAGCGUGACCUUUCACCUGCACGUAGAAAGAGAAAACGUUCCUAGAUACUAAAUUAUUCAUAAGUUAGCACAACUAGAAUAACUUAAAUCUUUAUAGAAACUGGAAAUGUGUCAUAGUGUGAAGGACACAAUAUGAAGCCUUAAACCAUAGUUAACGUUAGAUACACCUGAAGACCCACCUCAGGUGCAUUUAUGUAAAAGGUUGUUCAGAAUUUAACUUGUAAAGUUCACAACCAGAUUUUAAGUGCCUUAAUAUAAAUAGUUUUCUGGUGUUGAGCUACCUCGAAGCAGCAGUAUGACGUGAUUUAUUGUUUACAGUGGGGAUUUCCAGCUGUUGCUCAACAGAACAUCUGCUGUGUUGAGUAAAAACUUUAAUUUCCUAA
Messenger RNA from Cottoperca gobio, 2256 nucleotides. Its product is annotated as monoacylglycerol lipase ABHD2-B-like. Bases 204 to 1520 code for a protein of 438 amino acids. Gene Ontology annotation, cellular component: sperm plasma membrane; sperm flagellum. Gene Ontology annotation, biological process: acylglycerol catabolic process; medium-chain fatty acid biosynthetic process; steroid hormone receptor signaling pathway. The record is from RefSeq and is a predicted model, not a curated record. The transcript is spliced from 11 exons. Gene Ontology annotation, molecular function: monoacylglycerol lipase activity; acetylesterase activity. Lineage: Eukaryota; Metazoa; Chordata; Actinopteri; Perciformes; Bovichtidae.